CCGCUGCUGCAGAUGACCGUGCCGCGGCUCCAGCUGCAGGCAAACAAGAGUGACCGCGACGACUACGACCGCGCGCUGCUCGACUACUUCCUGCCGUACCAUGUGCUGGCCGACCUGAUGUGCCGGGUGGCCAUCAACCACGACCUGCUGAGCGAACCACUGGUCAACCUGAGCGCGCUGCUCGGCAUCGAGGGCGUGCCACUCCACCUGGCGCAUUUCGCCAAACUCUGGAUAGACGUGCAUCAGACCAAGGCGAUGGAGAAACACAUCGGCCGCCUGCUCAGCUGCGGCUACCUGGCCGAGUACCUGGAGCGGGUGCUGACCGCCGCCCGGCCCUCGCUCACAAACAGCGUCAUCUACAAGUUUUGCUCCCUCUUCCUGCCCAAGGUGACCGGCGAGCGGGGUGCCGGCGGCGCGCAGGCGGCGGCGGUGGCCGCUCAGCUGGGGCCGCUCGUCGACCAGGUGACGACCGAGCUGGUCGAGCUGAGCGCCGCGGCCGGCGGUGGCGGCUCGCCGGGCGCAGAGGCGACGGCGCUCGGGGCCGCGGACGCGACCGACGAGGAGUCGGCCGGCGGCGGCUGGCGACCGGCGCUGGCACGCGCCCUUCAGCAGCUGCUCGACCAGCUGUCCGCCAGCAAGGCUUGUGAUCGUAGACUGUAG
Messenger RNA from Pollicipes pollicipes, 660 nucleotides. RefSeq names its product ubiquitin carboxyl-terminal hydrolase 34. The record is from RefSeq and is a predicted model, not a curated record. Lineage: Eukaryota; Metazoa; Arthropoda; Thecostraca; Pollicipedomorpha; Pollicipedidae. The coding region runs from base 13 to 660 and encodes 215 amino acids. The transcript has 5 exons.